This is a messenger RNA of Cadophora gregata, 1047 nucleotides long. RefSeq lists its product as uncharacterized. The coding region runs from base 1 to 1047 and encodes 348 amino acids. The transcript has 4 exons. NCBI's taxonomy places the organism in Eukaryota, Fungi, Ascomycota, Leotiomycetes, Helotiales, Ploettnerulaceae. The record is from RefSeq and is a predicted model, not a curated record.
AUGUCUCCUUUCUUCUUCCGUACUCUUGUACUUACGCUGGGCGUUUUACCCACACAAGCAUCAUGGUUGCCUCAACCCUCGUCGCACAGCAUCCUCGGUUCUCGUUCUUGGACUGUGCACAAAAAAGCUGGAACUGCCUCAGGACAAGGUGGAAGGCGAUUUGAAAAUACCACAACUCUAUAUAUUUCUGGACCCUCCGCAAGCAUCACAAUACCGACUCCAACUUCCCAAGGUAAGACCGUCACGUCCGUCGUACCGAUGUACGAGCUAUGCGAUGUGCCAGGCAAGAGUACUACCAGCUGCUCGACGGCAUUCGAGACUGUCACAACCGAAUCUUGCUCUACUAUUUUGACGUAUGCAUUUACGAAGACUACGAUCAGCGAUUGUAGCCACAAUAUAACAUUCUCAUCUCGUACUACAUAUGCGUUACUUACGACGACAUUGACACCAUCUGAAGCUAUUUUGCCGACUCCAGUUACAUAUAUUCAGAGCAUAGUAUCGUUAUAUGCAGCACCAUGGCAAUCUCUAGCAGCAGAUACACCAGGUGGAAUUACCGUGCUGAUCUGCACAACUGAUUUCAUGGGUCAGAAGGCUUGUGUCCUGAUUGCGGAGGUUUGGGUCGUUCGUACGGAGUAUGUACCUAUAACCACAACAAGCACGUUUUCGCUCUCUACGUCUUUCUCAUCCGAUGCCAUUCUCCUCCUUGGACCAACCCAGAGCCUCGUUGUACCAGCGGGCAACUUCACCCUUUCAACCCUCGUCCAGUGCUCCACUAUGUCUCCAAGGGCCACAACCUCAACUGUCGUAUCUACCACCAGUCAGAGCAUGUCUGAAGCUGGGACAGUCUUGGGUGUUAAUCCCAUCAACGACUCAGUCCAGACUUUAAACACAUCUGUAAUUGGGACAGUGACAGGUGAGGCUUCGACAAUAACGAAGACGUUGAGUUUGAUUGAGGAUCUCGUGAAGCCAACGAAGGCAGCUAUCUUGGCAGGUGUUUCCGUAGAACCGCGAAACAACCACUCUGACAUCGACCACUACCCUGACUAG